Messenger RNA from Onychostoma macrolepis, 2783 nucleotides. RefSeq names its product gastrula zinc finger protein XlCGF57.1-like. The transcript has 3 exons. The coding region runs from base 325 to 1701 and encodes 458 amino acids. Gene Ontology annotation, molecular function: DNA-binding transcription factor activity; RNA polymerase II cis-regulatory region sequence-specific DNA binding. NCBI's taxonomy places the organism in Eukaryota, Metazoa, Chordata, Actinopteri, Cypriniformes, Cyprinidae. The record is from RefSeq and is a predicted model, not a curated record. Gene Ontology annotation, biological process: regulation of transcription by RNA polymerase II.
AAUCCAUAUAUACCUUUCAGUCAAAUUUAUAGAUUUACAAGCAAUGCAGAAAGAGUUACUGAGGGCAACAUUGCAAUGCUUUAUUCUGUUAUUAUAUUAUUUGAUCUAAUAUCUGCACGUGAGUAACAGAAAAGGUGCGUCUCAUUUCUCGUCCUUGUAUCGUGAAUCUGUUUAGUGUGAAUAAAUUCAGUCCCUGCAAGCAGUGACAGAGAAACGGAGCUUUCUCGAAACUCCACUGAUUCACAAAAAUGAUUCGGACAAAGUGUUGAAACAGAAGAACUCCUGCUGAAGUGACUGAGAUAUGUGAGACUCACGAUUAUAAAGAUGGCAUUUAUUAAAGAGGAGAGUGAAGACAUAAAGAUCGAAGAAACAUUCACAAUCAAACAAGAAGAUACUGAGGAACAAACAGGUCUGAUAGAAGAGAACAAGGAUAUUGAAGAACUCAUUGAAGCAGGGGAGAAACAUCAGGUCAAAACUGAAGAGAUAUCCUGGAGUUCCUCAUUGAAAAAUGACAAUAUAUGUUUCACUUGCUCUCACUGUGGAAAGAGUUUGUCAUGCAAGCAAAAUCUUGACCUUGACAUAAUAUUUAAUCGUGGAGGGAAGCCAUAUGUGUGUGAUGAGUGCGAGAAGAUUUUCACAAUAAAAGGAAACCGUACUGAACACAUGAAUAUUCACACAGCAGAGAAGCCACACACAUGUGAUCGAUGUGGGAAGAGUUUCCCAUAUAAAGGAAACCUUAAAGAACACAUGAAAGUCCACACUGGGGAGAAGCCACACAAAUGUGAUCAAUGUGAGAAGAGUUUCCCAUAUAAAAGAAACCUAAAAGGACACAUGAAAGUCCACACUGGGGAGAAGCCAUACACAUGUGAUCAGUGCGGGAAGAGUUUCACACAUAAAGGAAACCUUAGCAAACACAAGAAAAUCCACACUGGAGAUAAACCAUAUGCAUGUGAUCAAUGUGGGAAGUGUUUCAUACAAAAAGUUACUUUUAAUGAUCACAUGAGGAUCCACACUGGAGAAAAGCCGCACAAAUGUGAUCAGUGUGGGAAGAGUUUCACACGAAAAAGAGGCCUUACAGUACACAUGAAAGUCCACACUGGAGAGAAGCUGUUCACAUGUGAUCAGUGCGGGAAGAGAUUCCCAUAUAAAAGAAACCUUAUAGAACACAUGACAAUUCACACAGGAGAGAAACCGCACACGUGUGCUCAAUGUGGGAAGAGUUAUACACAAAAAGGAGGCCUUAAAGAACACAUGAAAAUCCACACUGGAGAAAAGCCACACACAUGUGAUCAGUGUGGGAAGAGUUUCAGAAUAUCAAGCGUUUUUAAAGAACAUCUGCUUACUCAUUCUAGAGAAAGGCUAUAUAGCUGUGAUCAAUGCGAUAAAAAGUUUUUUAGGGCAAAUUUCCUAAAGAAUCACCUGAAAGUUCAUACAAAGGGGAAGCCUUAUGUGUGUUCUUUAUGUGGAAGUAGUUUUCGUCAGAUGGGUAGUUUAAAACUGCACCAGAAAAGACACAGCGGUGUGAAGGAUCAUGUUUGCUCUGACUGUGGGAAGGCUUUUUUUACAGAUGGUGCACUGAAAUUGCACAGGACAAUUCACAUGAGAGAAACACCGUACAAGUGUUCACACUGUGACAAGAGCUUCAAACGCUCAGAUUAUCUGAGAAUACAUGAGAGGAUCCACACUGGAGAGAAGCCGUAACACUGCCAUUCAUGUGGGAAGAGUUUCACUCAUUUUUCUUUUCUAACCACUCAUAAAAAAAAAAUGCAUGUCUGAAAUUAGAGUAAUUACAGAGUAGUAGUUCAAGUUAAGUGAUAAUUGAUUAAUCAAAGAUUAUUAGAACAAGUAAUUGUUGAUUAUUUCAGAUGAAUGUUUUUUUUUUUUAUUAAUCGUUUUAUUGUUCUACUCAUUUUAUUAUCAUUAUUCAGUUUAUUAUUCAUAACAGUUUUUCUUUGGUCAUAUCCCACCUGAACAACACAACACACGUCAGUAUUGCACAUCUGGAAAUAACUCAUCAAACCUUCUACUGUAAAUAGCACAUAUGCUCAUUCACAGUUCUGUCAAUGGACAUAUGUCCUUUUUCUGGAUAUUUUUAUUGCUAUAAUCUAUUCUCUCUGAUAUUAAUGUUUUAUUACCUUAAUUUGAUGCAUGUCUGCACUAUGUUUGUACUUUAUGUACUGGAAGCUCCUCUAACACUAAGAUAAAUUGCUUGUGUGUGUAAACACACUUGGCAAUAAAGCUGUUUCUGUUUCUGAUUCAUUUGUCUUUCUCUGUUUUUAAAUGUAUAUCAGUUAGGGUGGGCUGCACCAACAAAGAUUAAAUGAAGCAACGUUUAGAGCGAAUCAAGGAUUUGUUGAUCUAAGUUUUAUUUUAAAUCGAGUUGUGUUGCACCAAUUGAUUUUAAACACAAAUCAGGGAUUAGAAUUCUAACCUGCGAUUAACAUCUCCAGCUACGAUUAAUUUUCUCCGCCAUGGUGGCUUCACCAUGUAAUCAAACAGCAACAAUGUUAAUAUUCCUUAUCCUAAACUCUGUCUACGACAUAAGUUGAUUUAGUCGAUAACUGAAAUAAACUUGUGAAAUGUCAGCCAUCUUUAUAAACUGCUAUGUAGAGAGACAGUUGAUCAAACAUCUGAUCAAGCAAGCAAUGAAAACAUUAAGGCAGUGCAUACAGAUUUAUUACGGGCUGCCAAGACCCUGACAAUGCACUUUCAUUUUAAUUUGUAUUUGUAAUAAACACCUCUCCGAGACCCCCACUGUUUCAGUCUUUGUUCAAUCAGCCACA